Messenger RNA from Malurus melanocephalus (red-backed fairy wren), 2748 nucleotides. RefSeq names its product ERI1 exoribonuclease family member 2 (gene ERI2). Lineage: Eukaryota; Metazoa; Chordata; Aves; Passeriformes; Maluridae. The record is from RefSeq and is a predicted model, not a curated record. The annotation marks the transcript as partial. Gene Ontology annotation, biological process: exonucleolytic trimming to generate mature 3'-end of 5.8S rRNA from tricistronic rRNA transcript (SSU-rRNA, 5.8S rRNA, LSU-rRNA). The transcript is spliced from 7 exons. Gene Ontology annotation, molecular function: nucleic acid binding; zinc ion binding; 3'-5'-RNA exonuclease activity.
CUCGGUCCGUGUCCGUGUGUUCCUGUCCCUGUCCCUGGUCCCGGCUCUGUCCCGUGUCCCUGAGCCCGGUCCGUGUCCGCAGGCGGCUGGGGCUGGCGCGGAGCAGCGCUCGGACAAGGAGCGGACCGCGGGCGGCCCCGGGGCAAAGCUUCGCCUUCCUCAUCGUGCUGGACUUCGAGGCCACUUGCUGGCGAGAGCCGGGGCGGCGCGGGCCCGAGAUCAUUGAAUUCCCAGCAGUCCUGUUAAACACCUCAACAGGAGUGAUUGAAUCUGAAUUCCACAUGUAUGUCCAGCCCCAGGAACAUCCUAUUCUCUCUGAAUUCUGUACAGAACUAACUGGCAUAACACAGAAUCAAGUUGAUGAAGGUGUGCCUCUCAACAUUUGCUUAUCACAGUUUUUGAAAUGGAUUCAGAAGAUCCAAAAGGAGAAGAAAAUUAUAUUCAUUACAGAUAGUCAGAGUAAUUCUACGUCGGAAGCAAAAGCGUGUGCCUUUGUUACUUGGACAGACUGGGACCUGGGCGUGUGCUUGCACUAUGAAUGCAGAAGGAAGCAGCUGCGCAAACCCGACAUUCUGAAUUCCUGGAUUGAUCUCAAAGCAACCUACAGGGCCUUCUAUAAUAGAAAGCCUAAAGGCCUAAAUGGAGCUUUGCAGGAUUUGGGGAUAGCUUUUGAAGGACGGGAACAUUCUGGGUUGGAUGAUUCUCGGAAUACUGCUCGUCUUGCUUGGAGGCUGAUUUGUGAUGGAUGUAUGCUCAAAGUUACUAAAUCUUUGGAUCAGGCGCAUCAGAAGAGUAAUUUAAUUUCCAGAACACUGACUGCAAACUUCACUGACAAGACUCCACUGGGAAGUAAGAGCAGACCUGAACCAUCUAUAGAUGGAACUUGUGAAACAAAAUCUCUGGCUGAGAACAAACACAAGAGUAUUGCUGGAAACAAGCUAAAUUCUGAUGUACAGCCUGGGGAACAGCAGAUCCCUUGCACUGAUCCCUCUGCAGAUGUCCCUGUUGUACCCAGCAGCAGCUCCAGGACUGAACUCUGUGCUCAAUCCCAAAGCUCCUCAGCAGCACCCACUGACAGAUCUCCUGUUCCCCUUGGAGUGGCACAGCCGUGUCCCAGCCCUGCACCAGCAGACACCCAGCAGGGGCUGAGAGCUGAGCAGCCUCUGAGAAAAGCCAGUCCCAUCCUCCCAGAGCAUGGAGCAGGGCUGGUCCUGGUCUCCACCACCAUCCCCUCUGUCACCCUCUGCACUGGGGACAUCAGCACCAGCUCUGAGUGCUUGUCUCUGCUCACAGACUGGGAAGAUGUUGCUUUGAUACCAGAAUCUCAGUGUGAGCAAAAUUCAGACUCUGACCAGCUCCAGGAUGACUCUAGUACAGACACUCUAACAGUGUUUGAAGAAAAAAUGCUUUCAGAACAAUUGGCUAUGACAAGUUCAGAUAAUCAGAGUUUGGAGGAAAGUGUAGCACCCAUGGAACCUCUGAAGUCUGUUGUUUACAAAAGUCCUGAUACUACAGUCUAUAAUAUAGGGACAGUACAAAGGCAGACUUCAAAAUUUUCAGCUUUUAAGUUACCACCUGCAAGGGGAAAUGCUGUUUCAACACGAUCUGCAUUAAUUGGAAAUUACUCUACCCCUUUGGGGGCUCCUAAAAGAAAACCAACUAGUCCAAAAACAUGCCCACCAGCAAAAAAACAGUCUUUUCAUAUAUAUCAAGAGAAAACUUCCUCUUCUGAUCACUCCUUACCUUUGAGAAGUUCGAAUCUGCCCAAAGUAUCUCCUGCUGUUCUGAACUCCACAGUCAAUUUGGAUCAGUCUGUAAGAGCUGUGAGAAAUGGGAAAACAACUCCCCCUCUGUGUAACUGUGGUCGAAGAGCCAAAAAACUCUUUGUGUCAAAUGCAGGCCCAAAUCAUGGCAAAGCAUUUUUUUGUUGUCCUGUUGGCAGGCAAGGAGAUAAUAAGAAAGGUUGUGGAUACUUCAAAUGGGAAUAUGCACUUCUAAAAGAGAAAUCUAAUGGUCUCACCUUGAAUGCAGGAGCUUUGACCUCACUUGGAACUGUUUCUAGUAAUACAGAAAAUUCUUCCAACAAAAAGUAUUUUUACCUUAGACCCUCUAUGAGAACCUGAAAAUGGAUACAAUUUUUUGUCUUGAUCCUAAACUAAGUUUCAUGCUUAAUGUAAUCAGGACAGUCAAAUGAUGUCAGGUAUGUAUUCUCAGAAUGGGACAAAAAGGACAGUUCUUGGUUAACAGAGAUAGAAAGGGAAGUUGCUCAAACACAAAAAUAUCAGCAGAUCAUAAAAUAACUCCUUAGUGAAGUGUGAGAGAACAGAUAAAACUGUUAAGUUCUAAAAUUAGAGCAUGAGCAGCUAUUGCUAUAAAUCUUAAAUUUCUGUUCUAUCAUAUAUUUUAAAUGUAUAAGUCCAAUCCUUAAAGAUUUCAAUGACAGAUUUUAUUUGCAAUUUUUUUCUAAAUAUACUUGUAAUGCCUAUGUUUACAUUUUUGAAACUUUUGAAACAUUCUUUAGAAGAUAUCACACUUCUCAGAAGUGAUUCUUGAAGCAAUAGCAUUGUCUUAAGCUCUUACUGAGUUUUUUAUCCAUAAAGUAACAAUAAAUACAGUGACAUUUCAUUAAAUACUUUAUUUAGCACACAUCACUGUGCCUCCGUUUACCUGUUCAAAGAGCUUUUGGUUCCUCUGCUCCGUGUACACCGUGACAUCUUGGGCAGUGGGGCAGGCACAGCCGAUGCCCCU